Molecule: messenger RNA, 1634 nt
Organism: Ctenocephalides felis (cat flea)
Lineage: Eukaryota; Metazoa; Arthropoda; Insecta; Siphonaptera; Pulicidae
Product: protein nessun dorma-like
Exons: 7
Coding region: 44-1627 (527 amino acids)
Biological process (GO): spermatogenesis; male meiosis cytokinesis
Source: RefSeq, a predicted model, not a curated record
GUUUUAUUUAGUUUAUUUUAUAUUUUUGGUAAUAGCUUUUAUAAUGGACUUGUUUUCCUUUGAAAAAACUCGUGAAGAACGCUUAGAAGAAUAUUUACAAAUCUUACGGUUUAAUGAUGAACCCUUACCUGCAUCUAGAGUUAGAUCUGAGUGGUCUGAUUUUCUGGAGAUCGAAAUGGAAUCGUCUGGCUGGCAAGCUAUUUGGAAAAUUCCAAGGGAUCUAUGUGAACAGUUCAAGAUACAUUAUCCUAAUUUAGUUCUUGUUAUUGUGAAAGAAAUUUGUUAUAAAUUGCUCCUCGCUACAGUGACUGUUAUCGGUGUUCAAGAUGAUGAUAUUCAUUUACCAGAAACAUUGGAAGCAGAAUUAAUAGAAUUAUGGCCCACAAAAUCUCAAGAAUAUGAUACUCUAGAUGUGUAUCGCACUGCAGAUUGUUUGGAUAAAUUUAGAUUCUUUUACAAUAACAUUUGGAUGCCGUGGGACAUGUGCAUGGAUGACGGUAUUGAUUGGCCAGAAGAACAUCUCAAACCUAGAUUAGAUUUGUACUUUGCCCUACAUUCAGGAGAAAUUCCUGGACCAAAAUGUGCAUAUAUCAAAGGCCUUAUAAAAGAAGCAAAAUCAUUACAAGAUAUGAAAAACAAUAUUGAAGCUGAAAUGAGCGAUAAUGAAGAAGAAGAGCCUAAUGAUCCUAAAACUGCUAAACUCCUUUUAAGAAUACAUUUUCAACUGAAGCAGUUACAAGAGCAAAUUGAAAUUUGUGAAAAUAAUAAAAUGAGGGAUCUACUAGAUAUUUCAGGUUCGGCUGAUACAUCAUUUGGCAACAGCCAAGUAGCAGAUAUAUAUUUUGUUUCACCAAUUUGUACUGUUGAAGAUCAUUUAAAAUAUGUGAAAAAAUCCCAAGAGUUCAUUCCUAAUACAAGUUUAGUUGAAUAUUGCCACAAUCUAGAAACAGUUUUAGAAUCUUGUGGCCAUGAUAACACCGUCAUUAUAUCUCCUGGAACUUAUGCCAUUCCAUCCAUGAUCAAAAUCAGAGAGAAAUGUGUAGUUAAGGGAAUAUAUUCUCCCAGCGAGACUAAACUUCAGACAUUAAUUGAAAACUCAUAUUUCAUUAGUACUUUUCGGAAUGUAGUUAUUGAAAACUUAACAAUUGAUGCAAACAAUCUUCAGUAUGCUUUCAUCGCAGCUUAUGGAACAUUACACUUGAAAAAUUGUGUUAUAGUAGGUGAUGGAAAGUCUGUUACAACACAUGGAAUUUCAAUUUCUCCCAACUCUGUGCUAGAAACGGACCAUUGUGAAAUAUAUAACUUUAGUACAGGAAUUCUUUGCAAUAAAGAUUCAAAAGUUAUAUUGAGGGAUUCAGUCAUUCGUGAUUGCUUUUGGGGUAUGAGGGUAUUGUCUGGUUGCAGUGUAACAUUAAUUAAUUCUUCUAUCAAAGAUUGUAAAGAAAAUGGUAUUCUAGUGAAUGAUGAUGAUCUCACCGAAGGUCAUGGUGAUAGCGACAUCCUCAAAGACUUACAUGGAUUUAAACUCAUGUCAUCAACAAUCCAAAAUGUGAAAUUAGCUAAUUCUGUUAUAAAGAAAAUUGGGCAAGCUGCUUAUGGAACGGUGAAUGAUAAUCACAUGGAAUGAUUGGAGA